Zingiber officinale is the source of this 1601-nucleotide messenger RNA. Its product is annotated as heavy metal-associated isoprenylated plant protein 37-like. The transcript is spliced from 3 exons. Gene Ontology annotation, molecular function: metal ion binding. The coding region runs from base 105 to 1349 and encodes 414 amino acids. The record is from RefSeq and is a predicted model, not a curated record. Lineage: Eukaryota; Viridiplantae; Streptophyta; Magnoliopsida; Zingiberales; Zingiberaceae.
GGCUAACAAAAAUACAUUUGUUCUAGAAUUAUUAUAAUGAUAGACGUUAAAUCACAUCAUGUCUUCUUCUCUUUCCUGCUGGUAACAUUUGUUUUGGCCGUUGGAUGGCUUUUCACUGCCAGAAUGUUGAGGCAGCCGAGCUUCCUCCUCACUCUCACUAUAUAACCGAGAGGAAGAAGGAUGCAGCAGAGCAGAAGACAAAAUUAAUUUUGCAGGAGAAGAGAGGAAAGAAGAAAGCAGUGAGGCGAGCCAUGAGCAAAGCUGAAGACUUUAAGCUCUUCAAAAUCCAGACUGUGGUCCUCAAAGUGCACAUACAUUGUGAUGGAUGCAAGCAAGAGGUCAAGAAGCUACUUCAGAAAAUUGAAGGAAUAUACACUGUCAUCAUAGACGCAGAGCAGCAAAAGGUCACGGUCGCAGGGGAUGUGGACUCCGGCACCCUGAUCAAGAAGCUGGCCAGGUCAGGGAAGCAUGCAGAGCUCUGGCCUCACAAGUCCACCAGCCAAAGCAACAGGCCCAGCCACCCACAGCACCAGCAGCAGCACCUGCAGCAACAUCAAGCCAAGGAUGGGAAGAAGAAGAACAACAACUGGAACAAAGGCCAAAGCGACCAAGCCCUCAUCCAAGGCCUCAAGGCCUUCAAGCACCAGCACAGCACGGCUGACUCCUUCAGUUCAGACAAUGAAGACUUGGAAAGGGACGACUUUGACGAUGAGGAUGAAGAUGAUGAGAAUCUGGGCCUUGAUCUAUUGAAGAAGCUGAAGCUGCCCAAUAAUGCUGCGGGUGCCAAGAAAACUCUGCACACUGGUGGGAAUGGUAACAAAAGGCCUGGGGAAACUUAUCCCAAUCGACCUACUGGAUCGCAGUACUCAAAUAUGCCACAGGCAAAGGGAUUAAAUGCUGCACAACCAAACAACAGAAUGGCUAAUAAUGGCCUCAUGGGCCUAGCAGCUCUGCAAGGACAUGGUCUCCAGGCUCAGCACCAGCUGGGUGCAAACUUUUCCACAGGUUUCCCAACUGCUGGAAAUCACCAAGCACCUCUGAUGGUGAACUUGCAGGGCCAGGGGUAUCAAAACCAACCAUCCUCCAUGAUGACGAACUCGAGGGGGAUGAACAACCCCAUGGCCAACAUCAACAACAGCAGCAUGCUGAUGAACGAGAGCAGGUUCAUGCAACCCCAAGUGAUGUACAAUAGGUCUCCACACAUACCCCCCUACACCGGCUACUACUACCCAUGUCCUUACUACCAAAGUCUGUACUAUAACCAUCAUCCAGAGACCGGGGGAGGAGUAGGCCAUGGCGAUCAUCAUCCUCUCAGCGAUGAAUGCAGCAGCGGUUGUGUGGUAAUGUAAUGUCAUUAUUGCUGUAGGGGAAUGUGAUGAAGUGUGCACUGUUUCUCGUCACUUGGCUUUUGUUUUCUGCUAGGGGGAAGGGAAAAAAAAGUAAGUCCUAAUGACUUCAGUGUGGGGACUGUGUUUGACACUCGAUGCCAGUGCAGAAUAUUUACUUCAUGCAGCUAUUGAUGCAUUGCCAUCCUGUCUUACUCAUCCGUCUGUAUUAACGCUUGCCACUAUGCUUAAUUGAUGUGGGGUUUUAGCUUUGAA